Molecule: messenger RNA, 2507 nt
Organism: Haliotis rufescens (red abalone)
Lineage: Eukaryota; Metazoa; Mollusca; Gastropoda; Lepetellida; Haliotidae
Product: intraflagellar transport protein 81 homolog
Exons: 15
Coding region: 120-2219 (699 amino acids)
Biological process (GO): intraciliary transport; cilium assembly
Cellular component (GO): cilium; intraciliary transport particle B; centrosome
Molecular function (GO): tubulin binding
Source: RefSeq, a predicted model, not a curated record
GGUUCUAGAUUUACCGGAUGUACUUUCCAUGUGAAAACGAGGCUGCAUUCUUGUCUGCUCGAGAUAGAAAAACACUGGACAAGAACGGAAUCUUUUCAGUGGGAGACUAGACAGCAGCCAUGAGUGAGCAGUUGAAGUGCAUUGUGCAGGAGUUGGCCAAGGAGCCAUUCAACAAGAACUUCAACUUGAUAUCCUUCGAUUCCCUGGAGCCAUUGCAGCUCCUACAGGUCCUCAAUGAUAUCCUCGCCCUCAUUGACCCUAAGCACAAGAUUGACAUCCGAGAGGAGAGUCCCGAUCAGACCGCCAUUAGGGUGUUCCAGCUCCUCAGGGUGCUCAAGUACAAGCCACCAACAGAAAUCGGCAACUUUUCUCCCAGGAAUGAAGACAUGCAGAGUGGAAGGAGUGCCUUCAGAGCUGGUUUGGUCCAGGGGGAAAAGCCCAUCAUAUACCCCAUUCUGGAAUGGAUGCUGCCCCGGGUCAUCGACCUGCAGAAGAGAGCUUACCUGGCCAAAUACCUGGUGAAAGUGGAGGUGCCAGCGGCCAUCAUGACUGAGGAGGACAUCGUCUCCAUCUUUAAUCAGUAUGAAGAGAUGAUGGAGCAGUUCAAGGACCUCCACAAACAGGCCGAGACUCUGCGGAACUCCGGACACACCACAGGGGAGAUCCGUAAGGACAUUGCCAACAUGGAGGACGAGAAGGAACAACUCAUCAAGCGUAUCGAGAGACUGCGCCGCAAGGUGGAAUCUCACCCCAACUCCCAGGUGAUGAUGAAUGUGGCCAAGAACCUGCGUCUGGAGCGGGACCGCGAGAAGAAGAUCGCCGCCCAGAGACAGGAGCAGCUGAUGAACAUCCAGCACUCGGAGCAGAGGAUCAAACGGAUGCAGGCCCAGCUGCAGCAGGUCCGACAGGCCGGAGUAGGAGCCACCCCAGACACCCUGAUGCAGCACCUGGAGGAGGAGACGAGGGCCAAUGGCUACAUCGUGAAGGAGAGACUGCCCAAGGACAUCUCCGCCCGCAAGAAGGCGGUACAGGACCUGCAGAAGGUCGUGGCCGUGCCUGCUAUGGGACAGUCUGACCUCGAUGACCUCAACGACCAGAUCACUGAGCUGAACUCCGAGGUGAACAAGCUGACUGAGAAGCGCAUGAUGAGCACCGAGCCCACGGAUGACAAGCUGUCACUGUUCCGGCAACAGGCAGGGAUUAUUGCCCACAAGAAGGAGGCGGCGGCCGAGAGACUGAGAGACAUGAGGGAGGAGUACAACCAUGCCAUGCAGGAGGUCGACCAGAAGAGGGAGAUGGUGAAGGAUGCCGAGGGGGGAGAGGUGCUCAAGGGAGAGGACUUCAAGAGAUACGUGAACAAGCUACGGUCGAAGAGCACAGUGUACAAGAAGAAGAGGCAGGAGCUGGCGGAGCUGCGAGCUGAGUUGGGGGUGCUGUCUCGCACCGAGGAGAUCCUCAGACAGAGGGACGACUACAUGAACUCGCAGCUGUCUGCUGUUGAGAGGAAGCGGGGCGUGGAGGGCUACCGCCAGACACAGGAGGACCUGGAGAAGGUGUCCUCCAUGAAGAGUGAGGUGGAUGACUUCAAGGGCCGCACCCUGGACGACAUCUCUGACAUGGUUCGCAGGCUCCACACAGCUAUAGCCGAGAAGAGGAACACACUUGCUCCGGUCCUGCGAGAAACAAGGCCCCUGAGAGAGAGAAUACAGCAACUGCAGCCUGAACAUGAAGGGAAGAAGGUGACGUACGACCGCACAUCUGCUGGGUUGGAGAGUAACAUGACGAGGCUGGACCAGGAGGUUCGAGGCUAUCAGGAGGAGUGUCAGGCCGAGGAGUCGCGCUACCACUACCUCUCCUCCAUGAUCAACGUCCUCAGCAUCCAGCUGACCAAGGUGCAGGAGGAGAUGAAGGCAUAUGUCUCCUCCGACCCACAGGAGAAGAAACGCACUAUGAGGGAGUUGUACUCAAAGAAGAUCCAGGAGCAGGAGAACCUUGGCCGGGGUCUGCGUGAGAAACAGAAGAUGGUCCGCGACAACCACGACCCCAACAUGAGGCAGAUGAAGAUGUGGAGGGACCUGGAGAGACUCAUGGACUGCAAGAAGACCAUCCUGGAGCGAGGGGGUGGAGCCAUUGGGGGAGGGGGUGUGGCUGUGGGUGCAACUGGGGGGUACGGAGAACAGGCACCCACCUACCAUGAGGAGGACAGGCUUGUGCUGUAAGGAGAGGGCGGAGUCUGAUGCUGGAGAGAGUGGAGGGGGUGGGACUGUGGGUGCAUCUGGUGUUAUGGGGAACAGGCACCACCUACUAUGAGGGGGACAGGCUUGUGCUGUAAGGAGAGGGCGGAGUCUGUAGGCAGAGCAGGAUGGGAGGGGAAGGAUAAGAUGUCCAUGAUGGGUAGACAUCCUCUUCGAUGAGGAUGCUGACUAAAUCAGAUAAUGAAUGGGAGGAAAUGGUAAGGGUCAGAAAGCAAGAGAAGUGCCUGUGGUAGGUACUCAUGUAAAGAAGGG